CACACCACUCCUCCCCUCACGACCUGCAUCCCAAACCCUAACCCCUCUUCCCUCUCCCCCCAUUGGACUGUCGCCGCCACCGCACCCUACGACGGCCGCCGCGACCUCCCCUCCCCUCCCACCUCAAGGCGCUCCUCCCGCCGUUCACGCCCGCGCGCCUGCUCCUCAUCGCCUCGCUCAUCGCCUUCCCCAUCGACCACCCACUCCGUGACCACCUCAUCGCCACCGCCGCCUCCGUCCUCGCCUCCGCGUUCUCCGCGCAGGUCUCCGACCACUGACAAGAUGCAGCCAUACCUCUCCAUCUCUCCCAUGUUGCCAGAUCGAGCCGACGAGGUCCGUCCACGGCCAGAUCCGCCACGGCCACCGAGGGCCUUCCAGAUCCGCGCCGUCGUUGAGCUGGAUCCACGCCCUGCUAGGCACACCAUGGCCGACGUCCUCAAGGCGACCUCCAUGGACGACAUCGAUGACAAGGACGAGGAGGAAGACGACCAUGACAUGCGUGACCCCACCCCCGAGCCCGACGAGCUUGACGAGGAGAUGUCGAGUCCAACCUCGAGCUCGACCAUGACGGCGUCGUCCAGCCCGACCAUGACGAUGCGCCACAGAAGGGCUUAGGCAGGAACUUUCAUACAAUAAUCACUAAUCAAUGGACUCUAUUUGAGUUUAUACGUCCAGUUUUAGCACAACUUUAGAGUUUAUAAUGUGUAUCAUGCACUGUUGAUAUUUGACCACGAGGUGCAUAGAUUGAACCUCUCAUGGCAGAUCAGUAUAUACCUGCUAUUGCCUUACAUGUAAUGGAUGUCUGGUCUCUGCAAUCGAGCAUGUACUAUUUAACCCCCGAGAGCUAAUCACACACACAGGGUGCUCAUGUGUGCUCCGAAAAAGAAGUAGCUUAUUUAAAAGCAUAGUUACUUAAUUGGUUGUGUUAAGCAUAGAGGAAUGUUGUGUGUACCACGUGUUUGAUGUAAUGCUGAGGUGGGAACUCAUUUAUUUAUACUGUGUAAAACUUUGAUGUAAUGCUGAGGUGGGAACUCAUUUAUUUAUACUGUGUAAAACGUUGGUUGUCUCUAGCUUCUGCAGAAGUGCGUAUGCAGUAUGCGUUCAUGUUGUACUCUGCGAAAGAAUGUCAUGUUUUAGUUGUCUCUGACUUAGCUCUGAUGCUAAUUUUCAUGUUCAUUGUGCAUUGCACAAGGACAUAUAUUGACGAGACUAACUUGAACAAAAUUUGAUGCUUGCUAGCUAACUCUAGUUAUCUUUUCUCACACAAAAAAGUACAGUUAUCUUUCGCG
Molecule: messenger RNA, 1289 nt
Organism: Triticum dicoccoides
Lineage: Eukaryota; Viridiplantae; Streptophyta; Magnoliopsida; Poales; Poaceae
Exons: 3
Coding region: 283-615 (110 amino acids)
Source: RefSeq, a predicted model, not a curated record